This is a messenger RNA of Menidia menidia (Atlantic silverside), 1644 nucleotides long. The record is from the annotation of a GenBank genome assembly. Lineage: Eukaryota; Metazoa; Chordata; Actinopteri; Atheriniformes; Atherinopsidae.
CUGGGACGCGUGUUCUUUUAUUUCCGAGCAGAAAGCAGGACGUCUGGAGCUGAAAUGGGGGAGUGGGAGCUGCUGGGUCGUUUGCUGGAUAAGGUGCAGGGUCACUCCACGGUGAUCGGAAAAGUCUGGCUCACCGUCCUCUUCAUCUUCCGCAUCAUGGUCCUGCGCACCGCCGCCGAAAAGGUCUGGGGGGACGAGCAGUCGGACUUCGUGUGCAACACCCAGCAGCCCGGCUGCGAAAACGUCUGCUACGACCACGCCUUCCCCAUUUCCCACGUCCGCUUCUGGGUGCUGCAGAUCAUCGCCAUAGCAACGCCCAAGCUGCUCUACCUGGGCCACGUCCUCCACGUGAUCCACGUGGAGAAAAAGCUGAAGGAGGGUUUGAAGAACCGUGACGAUCUGGACGACCAGACCAUCCUGUUUCUUCGUCGGGCCUACAAAUUCCCGAAGUACACCAAACCCAGCGGGAAGAUCAGCCUCCGCGGGCGUCUCCUCCAGAGCUACGUCCUGCACCUGGUGGCCGAGGUCCUUCUGGAGGCGCUGUUCGUGGGGGGGCAGUACUUCCUGUACGGCUUCACCCUCCAGCCCCGCUACGUGUGCGCCCGUUUCCCCUGCCCCCACCGGGUGGACUGCUUCCUGUCCCGGCCCACCGAGAAGUCCCUCCUCAUCUGGUUCAUGCUGGCGGCGGCGUGCCUCUCGCUGGCGCUGGGCGUGGCCGAGCUGCUGUACCUGUGCGUGCGGGCGGCCAGAGAGGGCGUGGCCAGGAGGCGGGACUACACCGUGACCCCCGUGACCCCGCCCGGGUCCCGGAAAAGGGCCGGGAAAGGGGGGCGUCGCCCGGGCGCCAACGGGGCGGCCGGGGGCGUUAACGGGGCCGGGGAGGGCGCCAAAACGGGCGCCAACGUGUGGGGGGACGAGCAGUCGGACUUCGUUUGCAACACCCAGCAGCCCGGCUGCGAAAACGUCUGCUACGACCUCGCCUUCCCCAUUUCCCACGUCCGCUUCUGGGUGCUGCAGAUCAUCGCCAUAGCAACGCCCAAGCUGCUCUACCUGGGCCACGUCCUCCACGUGAUCCACGUGGAGAAAAAGCUGAAGGAGGGUUUGAAGAACCGUGAGGAUCUGGACGACCAGACCAUCCUGUUCCUUCGUCGGACCUACAAAUUCCCGAAGUACACCAAACCCAGCGGGAAGAUCAGCCUCCGCGGGCGUCUCCUCCAGAGCUACGUCCUGCACCUGGUGGCCGAGGUCCUUCUGGAGGCGCUGUUCGUGGGGGGGCAGUACUUCCUGUACGGCUUCACCCUCCAGCCCCGCUACGUGUGCGCCCGUUUCCCCUGCCCCCACCGGGUGGACUGCUUCCUGUCCCGGCCCACCGAGAAGUCCCUCCUCAUCUGGUUCAUGCUGGCGGCGGCCUGCGCCUCGCUGGCGCUGGGCGUGGCCGAGCUGCUGUACCUGUGCGUGCGGGCGGCCAGGGAGGGCGUGGCCAGGAGGCGGGACUACACCGUGACCCCCCUGACCCCGCCCGGAUCCCGGAAAAGGGCCGGGAAAGGGGGGCGUCGACCGGGCGCCAACGGGGCGGCCGGGGGCGUUAACGGGGCCGGGGAGGGCGUCAAAACGGGCGCCAACGUGGGGGAGAUCCACAUCUGA